Messenger RNA from Durotheca rogersii, 3011 nucleotides. RefSeq lists its product as uncharacterized. Lineage: Eukaryota; Fungi; Ascomycota; Sordariomycetes; Xylariales; Xylariaceae. The record is from RefSeq and is a predicted model, not a curated record. The coding region runs from base 187 to 2433 and encodes 748 amino acids. Gene Ontology annotation, cellular component: mitochondrion. The transcript is spliced from 2 exons.
GGGUUACACGUUCAGUGGAGAAGUCGGUCUUAUCGAUAUACCCAGUGAACGCUAUUAUAGGUAGGUAACAACUUAUGGAAUUCUAUGAGCAUGCGCUCAACAAAGAUCCCGCGUACAUGCAACGCAUCGGCCAAACCUCAAAUGGCGAAUGCGCCCUGCUCUUAGGAAUACUUCCUCGAGAGCACGAUGCGUCGCGCCUUUUGCUCGAGAUGGCUCAAUCCCGCUCUCAGCAUUGUGGAGCACCCGAGAGGAGUUGAGCCGCCUCUGUUUCUUUGUCCAUCCAUCCACACAUCCCUGCGUCGUCUAAGACUCGAGGUUGCCGCAUUCCCAUCCCCGGCACCAGCUUCACCAUGGACACCGCAACGCCAGUUCUUGCACUUGGCACAUCCAAAAGCCGAGGCGGACGUACAAAUCCCGCCACCGUCUGUUCGUGGUGCUCCUCAACCUCUGCCCACUCGAAAAUUGCCGAGGCAAUGUCGAGGUUGUGGUGCUCUGACACAAACGUCUCGCCCUGGCCAACCUGGCUACUUUGAUCUUGGUCGCAAGGCUGUCCAGAACUUCCUCGGGAUUGCACUAGCGGAAAAACGUUCUCGAGCAGAAGAUAAGAUUUACGAAGAGGCCCUGAUGCGCCUUGAUCAUGAACAGCUGGAGAAGCAGGGGGUCGAUGUAGAGGGGCUUCUGCUGAGUCUGGAAUCCUCUCGAGCACCUAAACCAGUGCCUACAAAGGUGCCUCUUUGCGAUCGAUGCCACGACCUAUAUCACAACCAUUCUGGGAAGUCAAUAUCUCACCCUUCCGUAGACGCUAUCAGAGACACGAUCCUCGAGUCGCCAUGGAAACAUAAUCAUGUCUAUCACGUCCUCGACGCUGCCGACUUCCCCAUGUCCCUAUUGCCGCAGCUCUCGCACUUACUCGAUACCAUGCCUCUGAGGUCUCAGAACCGCCGGUCCAGGCACGUCAGGUAUUACCAUGGCCGCAAGACUGAGCUUAGUUUCAUCAUUACGCGAUGCGAUCUGCUGGCACCUCAGCCAAAGCAGGUGGAAAAGAUAUUCCCGCUUAUGCAGGAGCUUCUGCGGGACGCCCUCGGAAAGACUGGGCAGAACGUGCGCCUGGGCAAUGUGGCACUGGUGAGUUCGAAGAGGGCCUGGAGGACGAAGGAGCUGAAAGAAGACAUCUGGAACCGCGCUGGAGCCACCUGGAUGGUUGGCAAGGUAAAUGUCGGCAAAAGCCAACUUAUUGAACAAAUCCUUCCCAAAGGGAGAAUGGAUUGGCCACCUCCAAGAGACCAGAUCAGGAUUCAUAUGCAGAGUAGCAGCACGCGAGGCCAAAGGACGGAGGCGACGGACGAAGCAAGCGAAAACGCGGAGCUCACGCCGGAGGAGACCGAAACCGGAGUGAUAGAAGAGGUUAAGGAGGGAGAGAUUGACACAUACGCUCUUCUACCACCGCCGCCCAAGGAGGUCAACUAUCCCGAAAUGCCACUAGUUUCUGACCUACCCGGUACGACAGCUUCACCGAUCCGCAUUCCGUUUGGCAACGGACUUGGCGAGCUCAUCGACCUCCCUGGAUUGGAACGUUCCGGUCUGGAGAAAUAUGUCAAAGAGGAACACCGUCCGUCUUUGGUUAUGCGCUCCCGCAUCGUCCCCGAACAGAUGACGCUAAAGCCAGGCCAGUCGCUGCUGCUCGGCGGCUUCAUCCGCAUCACGCCGAGGGACCCAAAGCUCAUCAUGUUAACCUACGCAUUCACUCCGAUCAAACCGCACGUGACGAGGACCGACAAAGCAAUCCAGAUCCAGAUGCAGACUGACAGCAUCAACAUUGAGAACAUCGCCGAACCGGGGACGGGCGAGAAGACGAAACUAGCAGGCUCCUUUGAACUCAGAUGGGACGUGACCAAGAAGCGUACAGGCCCCCUGACGAGGAAGCAUGACGUUGGGUUAAAGGUGGAGCAACUACCGUAUCGUGUUCUGUCCGCCGAUAUCCUGAUCGAAGGCGUCGGAUGGGUAGAAAUUACUGCGCAGGUUCGCACCAAGGCCCUCUUUGGAGAGAAGCCAAAGUCUGAGCCAGGGGGAGGGGAGCUGGCGCAGGAGCCAGGGGGGAAGACGGGAUUGUCGCCGCUAGAAAGGCUAGAGCUAGCGGGGACUUGGACUGGCGAACCAUCUAGGUCGCGAGAGAAGAUGCCAGCGCGUGGUAGCGACGAGUGGACGCAGGCCGAGGACAAGGGCGAGCAGGAGUUCAACUGGCCAAUUUUGGAUGUGUAUAGCCCCGAGGGCAAGUUCAUAUCGGUUCGCCCGCCUUUGAAUUUGUGGUUGAUGAACAAGCCGAAGGGGACAACCAAGUCGAGGCCGAGGAGGAGCAUGAAGGGUAUGAAAAAGCUGGAGAAGAGGCGCAAGCGAGAGCGGGAGGCUUCUGCCGGCGGCAGCGCCAACCCGUAACUUCAUCACAGCCUUGAAAUCGUGGGCGCUUUCGUCGUGGUCGAGUUGAGCCAGAGUCCUGUUGCCGUCCCGCCAAUGAUAUCCGUCGUAUGUGCGUAGGCCGGACCUCGACGCGCGCCUAGACGUUAGGCGGUGAGGAUUGCCAGUGUAGGAAUAAUCUGAAGCUGUCUUGACUGCCCAAGGUAGCGCAAACCAUUCUCCUCGCAUGUUUCCUCGCUUUUCAUCGCAUGUUCCCUGCACCGUAACUUGGUGCCAGCCCAACCCUUCUAGCAACUGCCCGACCCUAGCAGCCGGUGUGCUGCCACGUUACGCCUCACCAAUGCCUUUCUCUUCCUUCGGAACCCGGGCUCUUGCUAAUCUGAACUCGCCAGCCGUCGACGGCCACGGAUAGAGGUACCUCUACUUAGGAGGUACCUACCUAGGAGGUAGAGGCAUGGACGUUAGGAGAGACCUUGAGAUACCUAGGUUUUAAGAGGAACGGCCCGGUCGGCCUUUAUGUAGGUAGGUACCUACAACCUCCAGGUAGGUGCUUAGAUAUGUAAGAGGUAGGUACCUCAAGUUAUAUAUAACGUACUUAA